This is a messenger RNA of Paramecium tetraurelia, 339 nucleotides long. RefSeq lists its product as uncharacterized. The record is from RefSeq and is a predicted model, not a curated record. Lineage: Eukaryota; Ciliophora; Oligohymenophorea; Peniculida; Parameciidae. The transcript has 2 exons.
AUGUAAACAGAAUUUGAAGCAUAAACCCCAAACUCGAUUAGAAUGUCAGAUAUAUCAAUGUCUGAUAGCAAGAUUGAUGACUUUCGUUAAGUAGGAAGAAUAGAAAGUGACAACGAUUUUGCCUCUUAUUUUGCGUUGACAAGAAUUACCAAAAAAAUAUAGGACUCCUUCAUACAAAGUAAUGAUCCUAAAGCAUAAUCUAUAAAAGCAACUUACUCUUCCCUUAAAUUGAUAAGAAAGUUAUUUGUGACAAUCUAUGUAUUAAUGACCAUCUUUCAGAAGCCUAUUUGGUGCAAUCCAAGAUAAUAUUCCGUAUAUUAUCAAUUAUAAUUAGGUUGA